Messenger RNA from Paramecium sonneborni, 746 nucleotides. NCBI's taxonomy places the organism in Eukaryota, Ciliophora, Oligohymenophorea, Peniculida, Parameciidae. The record is from the annotation of a GenBank genome assembly.
AUAUUUAAUUAAUGAUUCAAUAAGAGCAAUUCACAGAUGAACAAAUCUAACAGUAUGAUUAAUAAGCUGAUUGUAUUAAUCAAAUUUAUUUUAAUAGAGGCUAUUCAGUAGUUUUAACAAAUUCUACCUCUCAUUCCUGAGAAUAAAUGGGAACUCCAUAGUGACAAAAAUGGCUUUAAGAUCCAUCUUAGACCUGAUAAAGACACAGGUUUAAACUUUUCAAGAGGAGAAGGGUUUUUACCUUAUACUAUUGAUUAAAUUAUGGAAGUUCUUAAUUAAGUAGAAAAUGCUGAAAAAUUUGAUGAAUUAUGUGAAAAAGUAUUCAUUUAUAUUCCAAUAAAAUUUAGGCCUCUCUCAUAUAAAAAAUAAGAGAUGAUUUAUUAAUCUUUUAUUAAAGAUUAAAAGAUAUGUUUAUAGUGGUAUCAGGAAGAGAUUUUGUGAUUCUUUAAAAAAGACAUAAAAAUGGAAAUUAAUUAUGGGUAGUAGGCAAAUCAAUUGAAUUAGCUUCAAGACCACCUGUUAAAGGAAAAGUUAGAGGUGAAUUGAAAUUAGGAGGUUGGUUAUUAGAAGAGAAGGAAGGAGUAAUAAUUCAAUAAAAAUUUUAGGGUACUUAAGUUACCUAUAUGACUUGGGGAGAUCCAAAAGGAAACUUGCCAGCUAAGGCUGUUAAUUUUGCAUCUAGUGCCUAGGGUUAAGUUGUAGAAAGAUUAAAAAAGUUUAUGGAUUAAAAGUAUGGAAAAAAAUGA